This is a messenger RNA of Acanthamoeba castellanii str. Neff, 1752 nucleotides long. Its product is annotated as cellulase (glycosyl hydrolase family 5) subfamily protein. Gene Ontology annotation, biological process: carbohydrate metabolic process. Gene Ontology annotation, molecular function: hydrolase activity, hydrolyzing O-glycosyl compounds. The record is from RefSeq and is a predicted model, not a curated record. The coding region runs from base 1 to 1752 and encodes 583 amino acids. The transcript has 2 exons. NCBI's taxonomy places the organism in Eukaryota, Discosea, Longamoebia, Acanthamoebidae.
AUGAACGGUCAAGCUUGGUUGAUGUGGGCUUGCGCCCUGGCUCUCGCCUCCAUCGUCUUCAUGAGCGCGCCCACCGUGGGCCAGUCCACCUGCUACGCGCCCACCGCGCUCAACUUCACCUCGGAGGCGGGCAAGCUCUGGGUCAACGGCCAGCGCUUCCACCUCAAGGGCACCUCCUGGUUCGGCUUCGAGACCGCGGCCUGCACCGUGCACGGCCUGUGGGCCAACUCCUACACCUUCUUCCUGGACUUCCUGGCCGCGCAGGGCUUCAACGCCAUCCGCCUGCCGUUCCACCUGGAGCUGGUGCUGAACGAGAAGUCGCCCAACGGCAUCAACUACGGCGCCGGCGCCAACGCCGACCUGCAGGGCCUCAACUCCCUCCAGGUCAUGGACAAGGUCAUCCAGGGCGCCGCCGCCCGCGGUAUCGUGGUCAUGCUCGACCUCCACUCCUUCGCGCCCGACCAGUUCAUGAGCGACGGCCUGUGGUACAACGGGGCCAACCCCGAGUCCAAGGUCAUCGCCGGCUGGACCAAGCUCCUCCAGCGCUACAAGAACCAGUGGAACGUCGUCGCCGCCGACCUCAAGAACGAGCCCCACAGCUCCACCUGGGGCACCGGCAACACCGCCACCGACUGGAACCUGGGCGCCGCCCGCCUGGCCAACGCCAUCGCCAGCGCCGUGAGCGACCGCUUCCUUAUGUUCGUCGAGGGCGUGUCCAACUCGCCGCCGUGCCGCGAGAACUGCUUCUGGGGCGAGAACCUGACCGGAGCCCGCACCAACCCCGUGGUGAUCGACCACCCGGCCAAGCUGGUCUACUCCCCGCACGUCUACGGCCCCAACGUGUUCGGCCAGUCCUACUUCUCGGCCGGCAACUUCCCCGCCAACAUGCCCGCCAUCUGGGAGGACCACUGGGGCUUCAUCCCCGCCGCCACCGACCGCGCCUUCGUCAUCGGCGAGUGGGGCGGCCCGUUCAGCGGCAAGGACCGCGUGUGGAUGGAGGCCCUGGCGGCCUAUCUCAAGACCAAGGACUCGACCGGCCAGUUCUUCUGGUGCCUCAACCCCAACUCGGGUGACACCGGCGGCCUGCUGAAGGACGACUGGAGCUCGCCCGAUUCGGGCAAGCUGGCUCUCCUGGCUGACCUGGUCUCCGCGCCGACCAAGUUCGCGGUCAACGCCCAGGGUCAGGUCUGCAUCAACGGCGGCAACCAGCCGGCGCCCUCGGGUUCGGCGUCGCCUGCCGCGCCCAAGCCCUCGGCCUCGUCGUCCGCCGCUCCCUCGGCUUCGUCGUCUCCUGCGGCGCCCAAGCCCUCGGCCUCCUCUUCGCCGGCUGCGCCCAAGGCCUCUGCUUCGGCGUCGCCCGCCGCGCCCCAGCCGUCGGCCUCCUCUUCGCCGGCAGCGCCCAAGGCCUCUGCUUCGGCGUCGCCUGCCGCACCGCAGCCCUCGGCUUCGUCUUCCCCGGCUGCCCCUCGGCCCUCCGCCUCGUCGUCCCCCGCCGCCCCGUCCAACCCGCCCACCACUGGCGGAUUCAGCUUCUAUGUUGGCACGAGCGCCUGGUGGGUGGCGGUGACGAUUCCCGGCUCGGAGUCGGUCUCGAUCGACUGCGGCAACGGACAGGGCCUGGUGGUGAUGACCCCGGCCUGGCUGCCUCACAUGUGGACCUUCACCUCGACCAACGGCCACGCGUGCAAGUCGAGCCUCACCUUCGUCGUCAACGGCGGCGCGCCCCAGACCAUCACCUCCCCCUGGGCCUGA